AUGGAACGCGUGCUGUUCGAAAUGAAGCUUCAUCUUAGGUGCGAUGUAUUACUAGUUCUUAUCACCACCUGUAGCGGCUUUUACUGCCAUAGAUCUCGUUUUCAAGCAAUCCUAAUGCUAGAAGAUAAGCUGACACGUAAUCUAUAG
This is a messenger RNA of Phytomonas sp. EM1, 147 nucleotides long. The record is from the annotation of a GenBank genome assembly. NCBI's taxonomy places the organism in Eukaryota, Euglenozoa, Kinetoplastea, Trypanosomatida, Trypanosomatidae.